Molecule: messenger RNA, 1880 nt
Organism: Photinus pyralis (common eastern firefly)
Lineage: Eukaryota; Metazoa; Arthropoda; Insecta; Coleoptera; Lampyridae
Product: cytochrome P450 9e2-like
Exons: 6
Coding region: 41-1663 (540 amino acids)
Molecular function (GO): oxidoreductase activity, acting on paired donors, with incorporation or reduction of molecular oxygen; monooxygenase activity; iron ion binding
Source: RefSeq, a predicted model, not a curated record
UCACAAAUUUCCAUUACCGUUUAUCCUAAAUACACUGACGAUGUUAACAAUGUGGGGAGUAUUUACGAGUCUUAGAAUGUUAGUAGUAGUAUUUCUAUUAAUGUUGUUCACUGUAAAACUAUUAAUAUACUACAUAAUUAAAAACACAAAAAACUAUUGGGAACAGUAUAGUACUCCCCAUGAGAAAACAACAUUCUUCUUCGGAAACUUGGCGAGGGUUAUACUGGGCCGGUUAUCCAUGGCAGAAUACCUACAAAUUGUUUACAACAAACAUAAAUCUCACAGGUACGUCGGGAUCUACCAAUUCCAAAAACCGACCUUAAUUUUACGGGACCUUAAACUGAUUAACGAAAUUACUGUAAGAGAAUUUGAUAAAUUUCCUCAGCACGUGCUGUACACUUCCGAAAAAGCUGACCCAAUUUGGGCGCACAACCUGUUCGCAAUGCCAGGAAAUCAAGAAUGGAAGGAUUUAAGGGCAACUUUGAGUCCGGCGUUUACAUCCAACAAGCUCAAAACGCUUUUUUACCUCAUUGACAAGUGCGCCCAGUCCUUCACCGAGCACCUUUUGGAAAAAAAUAGUUUAGUCGAAGUGGAAAUGAAAGAAGCAUUCGCGAAACUUACAAACGAUAUUAUCGCGAGUACAGCGCUAGGUGCCACAUGUAACUCGUUAAAGGAUCCUCACAAUGCCAUUUAUAAAAUGGGCGUAAACACAGCGGACAUUGCCAAGUUUCCAAAGAAUCUCAAGUUUUUCAUGAAUAACAUUAACACCAAACUUACUGAAUUGAUGAAAGUACGAUUUAUAAGCGAAGAAGUGCGAGUAUUUUUCCAAAAAAUUAUUCAGGACUCUAUUAAAAUGAGAGAGAGCACAUCUACAUUUCGCCCGGAUAUCAUCCAGUUGCUAAUGGAAGCUCGAAAAGGUCAGCUCAAGGUAGAUACUGGCGCCGAUACAAGUCUGGAAAUUGCUGCGGUGUCCGAAGCCAGCGAGACUUUCGAGGAGAAGAGUGCAAAAAUCGAAAUUACUGACGAUAUCAUGACAGCUCAAGCUGUUAUAUUCUUUCUUGCAGGUUUUGAUACCUCAUCUACGGCUAUGAGCUUUGCUGCGUAUGAACUGGCUCUUCACCCGCACAUACAGCAGAAAUUAUUAAAUGAAAUUCGCAACACAAUGGGAAAAGAGGGUGAGAAAUUGACCUAUCAAAUUGUCACCUCUAUGAAAUAUUUAGAUAUGGUUGUGUCGGAAGUUCUAAGGAAAUGGCCACCUUUUGCAGUGACUGACAGAACAACAGUUCAAAACUACGUGAUCCAACCUGCUGCAGAAGGCGAGCUGCCCGUCCCCAUCAAUUCAGAUGUAUUAUGCCUAAUCCCAAUUUUCGCAAUACACAGAGAUCCGGAGCAUUUUCCCAAUCCAGAAGAAUUUAAUCCCGAUCGCUUUCUGGGCAUUACUAAGCGUCCACCCGGAUUUCUACCCUUUGGAAGUGGAAGGCGCAACUGCAUAGGUUCGCGUUUCGCACUUCUAGAAAUAAAAAUCGCACUGAUUCACCUUUUAUUAAAAUUUGAAAUAGUUCCAAUCGAAAAAACGCCAAUUCCAAUAGUUUUAAGUAAGACCAAUGUCAAUCCCAUUUCUGAUAGGGGUUUUUGGUUGGGACUAAAACCAAGACAUAAUUAACCAAAUUUUAAAAAUUAAUCUACGAAUACAAUUUCCUUAUUAAUUUUUAUAAUUAACGACCUACUUUUUAAGUUAAUUUUUGUAUUGUAUUUUACUUCAUUAUUGUUGUAAUUGUAACGUUCAAUUCUGAUAUAGCGAACAUGCUCAAUUAUUGUAUUUUCACUGCUCGCAUUGCCAUAUACAUAAAUAGAGAAAAAAUAAAGCUUUUUGUAUCAGA